This is a messenger RNA of Gloeophyllum trabeum ATCC 11539, 249 nucleotides long. RefSeq lists its product as uncharacterized. The transcript has a single exon. NCBI's taxonomy places the organism in Eukaryota, Fungi, Basidiomycota, Agaricomycetes, Gloeophyllales, Gloeophyllaceae. The annotation marks the transcript as partial. The record is from RefSeq and is a predicted model, not a curated record.
GAUCCCUUUGAGGACGAUGACGAGUUGCCUGACGGUGCCGACUCUGAUGAGCGAAGGAACGUUCGCGGCCAGAUCAUAGGAUAUGCGGCAGAGAUAUUUGCAUACCAACAUCGUACGCAUCUGUUCUCGCUCGUCAUUCUCGGUCACUAUGCCCGGUUUGUUCGUUGGGACCGCUCUGGCGCGGUGUUCUCUAAGAAGAUCAACUACGCUGAUAAACCCAAACUUCUCUCUGAUUUCAUCUGGAGGUUC